Messenger RNA from Esox lucius (northern pike), 3244 nucleotides. RefSeq names its product zinc finger protein 2. The record is from RefSeq and is a predicted model, not a curated record. Lineage: Eukaryota; Metazoa; Chordata; Actinopteri; Esociformes; Esocidae. The transcript has 7 exons. Gene Ontology annotation, cellular component: nucleus. Gene Ontology annotation, biological process: regulation of transcription by RNA polymerase II. Gene Ontology annotation, molecular function: RNA polymerase II transcription regulatory region sequence-specific DNA binding; DNA-binding transcription factor activity, RNA polymerase II-specific. The coding region runs from base 871 to 2868 and encodes 665 amino acids.
UUUGAUAUGUAACAAAUUAAGAUUUUCGUUUGACAAAUAGAAACUGUCUCCAACUAAUUACAGUAUAUGGAAUGACUGGAUUCUAUCUGACUUGUUAGUUAGCAAUUCUACGCUAUGUAGCAAUAAUUACAAAUCCAGGGGUGCUUGUUAUAACAAAGACUAUCUAACGUCGUUGAAUAUGGAUUAAAACUCUAGGUACUGCACGGUAUAUGUCAAACGUAAUGAGGAUCAACAGGAGAAUUUCGUUGCUAACAUAAUGUCAAAUGAAAACUGUACCAACUCAUAGAGAAAGCUUCUAUAUGAUUUCAGCAAUGUGAUAUUGUGCUCCGGGUGCGCAAUUAAGGGGGCAUGUUGUAAAAUAGUGUCUGAACUUCAUUAUUUUACCUACCGUUUUUUUAUGAAUUAAAAUAUAUGGUUUUCGGGUGUGUCCGCGCGUGUGUAUGUUUCGCAGAUUGGAAGAGCCAACCAAAUGAUCAAUAGCCUACCUUAGAACCACUGUCAUAUUUUUUAGCUUCAAUCGUACAUCAUGAAAGUUAAGAAAGGAAGAAAAAAAAAUAACAUGCAUAUAAAAUUAUGCACGUUUUAAUUUGCCCCCUAAAGUAUAAGACACAUCAACGAAAGGGAACAAAGACAGAAGUAGACAACGAAAGUAUAAACGCAAUGUUUUUAAAAGAUUAACAUUUCGAAUAAGAAAGUCAGUCAAUUGAUAAUUAGAUCGUAAUCAAUGGUUUCCCCACUACUAGGUAUACAAUUAUGUAGAUAAAAGCUAGCUCCAUAGCAACCCAAACAUGCUCAGUUGUUGACAUUUCAGGCCAUGGAAAAACAGGAACAUGUUUCGUUUCCAGGAAUCUACAGAUUCCAACACUUUAGAUGUCACGUUUAUAUUUUGGUUUAGUGUACAACUCCAACCGCAUUGUCAUCUUCCUCGAGCGGACCUGCCAGAGUUACAAAAUCGAGACUCAUCAGACCAGGCAACAUUCUUCCAGUCUUCAACUGUCCAAUUUUGGUCUUCGGUUUGAUCAGCAUCUGGUGAAAAUGGAUCCAGUGGAUCGAUAUGGAAGAUAUGAAAGCGGUGGUCAGACAGAAGAGUGUUUUGGUCACUCAUUGCCUUGCAGCAAGAUUAAAGAGGAGGCUGAAGAAUGUGAAAUUCAGCAGAGCAGGUCAGCUGUAUCAUUUAGAGUGCAAACGUCCCAGGUUUCUCGAAACGAGGAUUCUGAUGAACUAGAUCAUUCAUUCGCUCGAGUCUCAGGCGUCCAUGGAGUUCCAGACCAAGAGAGUAGGCUUAAAAACAUGACAUAUCUCAGAGUAAAGGUGCUGCCUUCUCCAGUACUGGUCAAAGAGGAGUCUGAAGAAACCCCCCUUCAGCCAGAAGAUAAAGAGAAAUCUUUAAUUACUGUGAAGAAGGAAGAGAAUGAAGACUGGUUAAAGUCAGAUGAUGAGGAUGUUGUGAAAGUGACUGUGCCUUGGGAGGCAUUGGAAGCAUCACCACCAUCAUCAUGCUCAGAUACAGAGGACAGUGAGAUGGAAGGUGAUAGUGUGCGGGACUGUGAAAUCAAUGAGGAUGAUGUUUCAGGAGAAUUAAAGAUAGAAGAUUGCAGGAAGACAUCUUUACAAACAGAUAAGGAAGUUGAUGCUGUUGAUAUCAGUGAUGCGAAAGGGGUGAGCUCAUUCUACCCAUGCCCCCAUUGUGCUCUCGGCUUCACCAUAGAGCGCUUUUUUCACAGGCACCUCAAGAGGGACCAUCCUGAAGAGUACAUUUCCUUGCUGAAAUCUGGAAAAAUCAUGGCAACCCAAGCCACGUGUCCACAGUGUGGCAAGAGCUUCUCCAAUAAAUAUGUAAUGAAAACACAUCUGAGGAGUCACACAGGAGAGAAACCUUAUCACUGUGCAGAUUGUGGGAGAAACUAUGCAUUAGCUGAUUCACUGAGGAAACACAAGUGUGGGAAAGGAUUCCGAAGACAAUCCCAACUGAAUAGCUAUAAAAUGAUUAAAACAGUAGAACGACCAUAUAAAUGCUCUCAGUGUGGAAAAGGGUACAGAUUUCAACCCCAACUGACCAGCCAUGAAAUGAUCCAUGCAGGAGCGAGACCGUAUAAAUGCUCUCAGUGUGGGAAGGGAUACCAGAGACCAGGCCAUCUAAAAAGACAUCAAAUGACCCACACUGAAGAGAGGCCCUAUGGUUGUCUCAGGUGUAAGAAGUCAUUCUUCCGUCCGGAAACUCUCAAAGCACACCAGAAAACUCACACAGGAGAAAGGCCUUAUCAGUGCACUCAUUGUGACAAAUGUUUUGGCUUUUCCAGAGACCUUAAGAGACAUCAGGUGACACAUACAAGAGAGACACAUAGUGGAAAGAAGUCUGAUAUUUUGCACAGGUGUGAGACUGUUUCCGACAAACUAGAGGUUCAGAAAGCAUGCCAGAAAACGCGAAAAGAAAAGCCUAAACCUUUUAAGUGCUCUCAGUGUGACAAAUGUUUUGGCUUUUCCAGAGAUCUUACAAGACAUCAGUUGACACAUACAGGAGAGAAACCGUUCAGUUGCCCCCAGUGUGAAAAAUGUUUUGGUAGAAAAUGGGAAUUGACAUACCACCUACGGACACACAGCGGGGAGAAGCCUUACCACUGCUCUGAGUGUGGACAGAGUUUUAGCCUAAGGGGUAACUUUAUACGGCACCAGCAGAUUCACACUGGGAAGAAGACGUUUCACUGCACUCAGUGUGACAAGAGUUUCUUCAGAGCGGCACACCUAAAAACCCAUCUGCUCAUCCAUAGUGGAACCAAAACUCUGGUCUGCUCUAACUGUGGGAAAGGAUUUAACCAUGACGGUAACCUAAAACGUCACCAACAAUUCUGUAUUAAGAAGUUUGAGUAAAGAACAUACAAAUAUGUAAGACAAUACUGCCUCAUUAGAAGUCUGUUUUUCUUGUUAUAUUGUUUAGUUUAAAUUCAGACAACAGCAGGGCAGUAUUAUGCCCUAUAGUUACUUUCUAGUAGGUGCUGUGGAUAAUACUUGUUUAACCUUAUGUUAUCAGUUUUAAUUUUGUUCAUUUACCCGGAAGUGAGAGAUUCUUUUGUUUGCCUGUAAUUACAGCUUUGCCAGUCUAUUCAAGAAUGCAGAUCUCAGAAAAUUAUUUUAAGUGUUUGUUUAAUAAGCCCCCUGUCUAAUAAGAAUAAUGGAUAUACAGUGGGGAGAACAAGUAUUUGAUACACUGCCGAUUUUGCAGGUUUUCCCACUUACAAAGCAUCGA